AUGUUUAUAAUCAAUUGGAUAUACGACUUGUUGGCUAGUAUAGGACUACUGCAUAAAAAGGCAAGUAUCGUAUUUUUGGGUCUAGACAAUGCGGGGAAAACAACUCUUCUGAGGAUGCUCAAGGAGAAUAAAGUUUCUGUUCACACGCCUACAUUACAUCCACAUUCAGAGGAACUGCUGCUUGGUAAUGUCAUGUGCAAGGCUUUUGAUCUUGGUGGACACGAAACAGCCCGCCGAAUAUGGAAUACCUACUACGCAAAUGUAGAUGCUGUGGUAUUCCUUAUCGAUGUCUCUGAUCGUAGUAGGUUUCAGGAAUCAGCAGAAGCGUUAAGAACUUUAUUGGAUUGUGAAGAAUUGUCUUACAAGCCCUUCGUAAUCCUUGGAAAUAAGAUUGACAAACCAGAAGCUGCUUCAGAGGAAGAGUUAAGGGACUGUAUUGAUCUUCCAAUACACAAGACCUAUGGGAAGGAAUAUAUCCCAGGGAAGAAAGCUAUGCCAAUUGAAGUCUUCAUGUGUAGCAUCAUCAACCGCACUGGAUAUAAGCCUGCAUUUUUAUGGCUGUCCAACUUCCUUCAAGACGCAUAA
Molecule: messenger RNA, 585 nt
Organism: Babesia microti strain RI
Lineage: Eukaryota; Apicomplexa; Aconoidasida; Piroplasmida; Babesiidae
Product: GTP-binding protein SAR1
Exons: 4
Coding region: 1-585 (194 amino acids)
Biological process (GO): membrane organization; endoplasmic reticulum to Golgi vesicle-mediated transport; vesicle organization
Cellular component (GO): COPII vesicle coat; endoplasmic reticulum exit site
Molecular function (GO): GTP binding; GTPase activity
Source: RefSeq, a predicted model, not a curated record